CUUCUUGCAUCUCCUCAUCCUGGGUACUGUCAAUUCCUAUCCCUUCCCUGCCUCUGCCCGUCAUGUCUUCGUGCUCAGCGUUGAGACGGCUGACCCUUAGGUCUAGCCCCCGCUCUUUGUCCUCGCGCGUGGUUGCUCCCUCCUGCUCCAGGUUCUCCGCUCCCCGCGUCGCCACCAGCUCGUUGAAGUCCCCUUCGGCCACAGUCUCUCAGGCUUCUCGCUUCUCGACAAUGUCUCGCCUUCAGGCUGCCCCGGUUGCUCUGGGCGAUAAAGAGUACGACCCUGAGAUCAAGGAUCUGGCAGAUUACAUCCACAAGUACAAGAUCGACUCCGACUUGGCGUACGAUACUGCUCGUCUCGUCUUUCUCGAUACCCUCGGUUGCGGUCUGGAGGCACUGAAGUUCAAGGAAUGCACCAAGGUCCUUGGCCCGAUUGUCGAGGGCACUGUGGUCCCCAAUGGCACCUGCGUGCCCGGAACCCCGUACCAGCUGGACCCGGUCAACGGUGCAUUCAACAUUGGUGCCAUGAUCCGCUGGCUCGACUACAACGACUGCUGGCUGGCUGCCGAGUGGGGUCAUCCUUCUGACAACCUCGGUGGUAUCCUCGCUGUGGCUGACUGGAUCUCCCGUACGAACCGUGCCGGAGGCAAUCUGGGAAACGGCAAGAUCCUGAAGAUUCGCGAUGUCCUGGAGGGCAUGAUCAAGGCCCACGAAAUUCAGGGUGUGCUGGCUCUGGAGAACUCGUUCAACAAGGUCGGACUGGACCACGUUGUUCUGGUCAAGGUCGCUACCACAGCUGUGGUCUCGAAGAUGCUGGGUCUCACCGAGCAGCAGACUGCUGAUGCCAUCACCCAGGCAUGGGCAGAUGGCCAGAGUCUGCGGACCUACCGCCACUCUCCUAACACCAUGUCCAGGAAGUCCUGGGCUGCUGGUGAUGCAUGCCAGAGGGCUGUCAACCUCGUUCUCCGCGUCCAGAAGGGCGAGAAGGGAAUUCCAACCGUUCUUUCUGCCCCGGUCUGGGGUUUCUAUGACGUUCUGUUCAAGGGCCAGCCGUUCAAGUUCCAACGCCCGUAUGGCAGCUACGUCAUGGAGAAUGUCCUCUUCAAGGUCUCCUAUCCAGCCGAAUUCCACUCCCAGACGGCCAUUGAGGCUGCCCAGAUCAUCAACAAGAAACUCGCUGCUCUGGGAAAGACCGCCAAGGACAUCAAGGAGAUCACCAACCGUACACAUGAAGCUUGCAUCCGCAUCAUUGACAAGCAGUUCAAGGCAAUGGACAACUUUGCUGACCGUGACCACUGUGUUCAGUACAUGGUCGCCACCAUGUUGGCCUUCAACCGUCUGACGGCCGAAGACUAUGCCGAUGGCUCUGAAGCCGCCACUUCCCCUCUCGUCGAGGACCUCCGCAAGCGCAUCCGCUGCGUCGAGGACCCCCAGUUCACCAAGGACUACCACGACCCUGCCAAGCGUACCAUCCCCAACGCCCUCACCGUCACCCUCAACGAUGGCACCGUCCUUGAAGAGGUGGCUGUUGAGGCUCCCCUGGGCCACCGUCUCAGACGCGAGGAAGCCAAGCCCGAGAUCCUCGACAAGUACAAGCGUCACCUGCAGGCACACUUUGACCAGGCUCGCAUCGACGAGCUCAUCAAUCUGGGCAACAACCGGGCUGAGCUGGAGAACUACGAUGUUGACAAGUAUAUUGACUUGUAUGUCAAGGAUAAGAUUGCUACUGCAUGAUUGAUUGGUAUUAUGUUUUGAGCGGGUUUUAGUACAAAGAGUUUUGCUUGCAAUGAUACGAGACAUAUUAGUUUAUACCAUAAACAUAGGCAUUAGAAGCGUUUUUUAUUGCGUAUGGGUUGGUUUAUUCCAGCCUACAAAAUCUGUCUGCAGUUAGGAUUUAAGUAGUGAAGUAGUGAAUUAGGACUUUGAGGUAAAGAAGAGUGAUAAA
This is a messenger RNA of Monascus purpureus, 1944 nucleotides long. NCBI's taxonomy places the organism in Eukaryota, Fungi, Ascomycota, Eurotiomycetes, Eurotiales, Aspergillaceae. The record is from the annotation of a GenBank genome assembly.